This is a messenger RNA of Colletotrichum navitas, 1443 nucleotides long. RefSeq lists its product as uncharacterized. The transcript has a single exon. The coding region runs from base 1 to 1443 and encodes 480 amino acids. Gene Ontology annotation, biological process: regulation of DNA-templated transcription. The record is from RefSeq and is a predicted model, not a curated record. NCBI's taxonomy places the organism in Eukaryota, Fungi, Ascomycota, Sordariomycetes, Glomerellales, Glomerellaceae. Gene Ontology annotation, molecular function: DNA-binding transcription factor activity, RNA polymerase II-specific; zinc ion binding.
AUGUCGGCCCCGUCGAGCUCCUCGUCGCCCCUCAUAUCGACUCGGCGCCGCGCCUGCACUGCGUGUCAGCAGGCGAAGCGUCGAUGCGACCAGCGCCUGCCCCGCUGCGGCCGGUGCACCCAGAAGGGGUUGGACGACUGCAACUACCCUUCGCUCGAGGCCGCCGUCGCUGCCGCUGACUUCAACUUCUUCACCGACGUCCUCAACGGCUCUGCGGGCACCCCGACCGACUCCCUCCACAACAUCCUGCCCGUUCCCGUCGUGCCAGAGACGGAGACCUCGUGGCCCCUAUUCUACGGAAACGCCGCCGUCACCGGUGUGCCGACCCCCUCGCCCGCCGUCAUGGCAGCGCCUCCUACCAGCGAAUCGAUCCCGAGGGACGCGGUGCUCUACUGCAACGAGCAGUUCAAGUGCCUCCCGCGGCGCUGGGUGAGCCAGAACGGCGUCGCCCCUUUUAUCCACCCGGCGCUUUACCUCCCCACCAACAACGGCGCCGACGGCCUGCCCCCCGUGCUCCAGGACUGCUUCUGUGCGUGCGCGGCGUACGCGGCCAAGAACGAAGAGAACUCGGCGCUCGUCCUCGGCGUUGUGGAGGCAAAGGCCACGGCCCUGCUAUACGUGCCCGAGCAGGCGACCUGGACCCUUCCGCAGCAGGUCGCCGCCCUGCAGGCGUUGGUCAUGUACCAAAUCAUGCGUUGGUUCGACGGCGACAUCCGUCAGCGUGUGCUGGCCGACUCGGCCGAGCCCAUCCUAGCGGCGUGGACGUCCGCCCUACAGUCCCGUGUGGGAGCCGCUGUCUUCGUCGAGGAGGCAAUACCACCACCCCCCACCAUCCCGGAAGCGGCGACACACGUCCCGCCGCAGCAGCAGUCCUCAUCGUCGGCGUCGUCUUACACGCAGCAGCACGACAUGUCGCCGGACAACUCGCGCUCCAACACCCCCGGCGGCGGCGGCGGCCGACCGACGAAAGAGGAGCUCAAGGCCGCGUGGCGGCGGUGGCUGAUGGCCGAAUCAAUCCGCCGCGUGCUCACCAUGGCACACCUCGUUCGUGCGAUCUACGCCGCGGCGAAGCAGGGCGCGGGGUACGGCAAGCUCGGGGGUAAUGGGGCAGGAGGUGGUGGCGGUGGAGGUGUCGGGCAACACCACGGCGGCAGCGGAGGACACCCACACCCGCAUCAUCACCAUCAUCACCACCACGCCCUAAGGCUCUCGGACAUGUGUUUCACGGCGCAGACGCGGUUGUGGGCUGCCACAACGGCGGAGCGGUGGAACCGAUCCCGCGAAGGUGACACGGCGUGGUGGGUCAGCCGGAUGGACUUCUCGAGCUUACUCGCGCUCGCGGACCCGAGGGAGGUGGACGAGUUCACCGUCAUGCUCGGCGUCGUAUUCCGGGGCAAGGACACGGUUGAGGAUUGGAUGACGCAUGGGCCGGGUGGGAUGUGA